GCAAAUCACUCUCGUCAUUUCCGGCACGCCCUGUCUCUGUCCAUUUCUCGCUCUCCCGUGGCCGCUUUCCAUUGUCUAUCUUGAGCCAAAUUGAGAAGUGGUGAGCAGAAGCCCAAAGCAGGCCAGGUCCAGCCGGAGGCCGAAUGCAGAGUUGAGGCAGGUCCAGGUCACUGGGGGCUGGUUGGGGAGCAGAGAGAGAAGGGGCGGAGCGUUUGCCUGAGAGCGAAUCGGAGUGCUCCAGAAAGACGCAUGUGCAGAGGCGGAGGCGGAGGCGGAGCUGAUUAAAAUUCAGCCUUAGACACAACCUUUCCACAUGACGCUACUUCUAGCUACCCCUUCUCUGGCUUCUGUGGCCUCUGUUCUACGCAGGAGGUGGGAGCCCUGAGGAGAAGGGGAUGGCCUCUGUGCCUCUGCCAACCGGGCCUUGCCAGCACCACAUUUUAAGAAACACAGAGAUUGGAUGAAGAGAAGAAAGUGACUCCCUUAGUGGAAUCAGUGACAUUCCAGGAUGUAGCUGUGGAAUUCACCUGGGAGGAGUGGAGAUAUUUGAACCCAUCUCAGAAGAAGUUGUACAAGGAUGUGAUGCUAGAGAACUAUCAGAGUUUGAUCUCUUUGGGAUUUGAAGUUUCCAAGCCAGAUGUGAUCCACCAACUGGAAAGAAAGGAAACAUCUUGGAUGCCAGAAGCAGAUGUUUCACAAAGCAGUUAUUCAGGGAUGAAAGAAUUUACUGGUGAGAAACCUUAUGAAUGUAGUGAAUGUGGAAAUGUCUUCAGCAGUAGGACACAGCUUACUGUGCAUCAGAGAAUUCAUACUAGAAAAUUUCUUUAUGAAUGUAAGGAGUGCGGGAAGGCUUGUCAUUGUAACUCAGAACUUAUUCGACAUCAAAGAAUUCAUACUGGAGAAAAACCUUAUGAAUGUACAGUAUGUGGGAAGGCCUUCAGUAUGAAUGGAAAUCUUAUUGUGCAUCAGAGAAUUCAUACCGGAGAGAAACCUUUUGAAUGUAGUGAAUGUGGAAAGUCCUUUAGACAGAGAACACACCUUUAUGUCCAUCAGACAGUUCAUACUCAAGAGAUUUCUCAUGAAUGUAGUGAAUGUGGGAAGGCCUUCAUGAGGAAGACACAGCUUGCUGUGCAUCAGAGAAUUCAUACUGGAGGGAGACCUUAUGGAUGUAGUGUUUGUGGGAAGGAUUUCUUCUGCAGCUCAGAUCUUAUUAAACAUCAGAAAAUUCAUAUCAUAGAGAAAUCUUAUGAAUGUAGUGAAUGUGGGAAGGUCUUCAGGAGUAAGAUACAACUUACAGUGCACCAGAGAAUUCAUCCUGGAAAGAGUCUUUAUGAAUGUAAGGAAUGUGGGAAGGAGUUCCAUUGCAACUCAAAUCUUAUCAAACACCAAAGAAUUCAUACUGAAGAGAAACCUUAUCAAUGUAAUGAUUGUGGAAAGGCCUUUAGGAGGAAAGCACAUCUUACCUUGCAUCAGAGAAUUCAUACUGGGGACAUUCUCUAUGGAUGUCAGGAGUGUGAGAAGACUUUCCUCUAUAUCUCAGAUCUCACUCGACAUCAGCGAAUUCAUACUGAAGAGAAGCCUUAUGAAUGUGCUGUAUGUGUGAAGGCCUUCAGAAGUAAGACACAACUUAGUGUGCAUCAAAGAAUUCAUACUGGAGAGAAACCUUAUGAAUGUACUGAAUGUGGGAAGUUCUUUAGACAGAGGUCACACCUUUAUAUCCAUCAGAGAAUUCAUACUGUAGAUAUUCUUUAUGAAUGUAAGGAGUGUGGGAAAGCUUUCCCCUACAACUCAGAUCUUAUCCAACAUCAAAAAGUUCAUACUGGAGAGAAACCUCAUGAAUGUACUGUAUGUACAAAAGCCUUCAGGAGUAAGACACAACUUACUGUGCAUCAGAGAAUUCAUACGGGAGAGAAACCUUAUGAAUGCACUGAAUGUGGGAAGUUCUUUAGACAAAGGACACACCUUUAUAUCCAUCAGAGAAUUCAUACUGGAGAGAUUCUGUAUGAAUGUAAGGAUUAUGAGAAGGCUUUCCCCUACAAAUUGGAACUGAUUCAACAUUAAAAAAAUUCAUACUAGAGAACAACUUUAUGGAUGUAAUAUAUGUAGGAAGGCCUUUAGGAGGAAGGCACAUCUUAUUGUAUGUCAGAGAAUUCAUAUUGGAAAGAUUCUUCAUGAUUGUUUUGUGUGUCAAAGCUUUCCCUAUGAUGAAGAUCUUAUUCAACAUCAAAAAAUUCAUAUUGGAGAGAAACCUUUUGAAUGUACCAUAUAAGGAAAGAUCUUCCACAUGAAUGGAGAAUUUAACAUCAAAACAUUCAUACUGGAGAGAGACCUUAUGAAUGUAAUAAAUGUGGGAAGACCUUCAGACUGAAGACACAAAUUUCUCAGCAUCAAAGAAUUCAUUCUGGAAAAAACCUUUAUGAGUGUAAUGCAUGUGAGAAGGCUUUUAGACUGAGGACACACAUUUAUAUCCAUCAGAGAAUUCACAAUUUGAGAGGUUCUUUAUUAAUGAAAACAACACUGAGAUACUACUUCAUUCUUAUCAGAUUGGCUAACAUGACAGAAAAGGAAAAUCACAUUCUGAAGGGGAUGUGGGUGAAAUAGGGACAUUUAUGCACUGUUGGUAGAGUUCUGUAGUGGUUCAGCUGUUCUGGAGAACCAAUUGAAACUAAACCCAAAGGGAUAUAAAAUUGUGUAUACUCAGCUAUACUACCAAGAGAUUAAGGAAAAAGACCUACAUGUACUAAAUUUGACCCAGCUAUACUAACAAGAGAUUAAGGAAAAAGACCUACAUGUACUUUAUAUUUAUAGCAAUUUUUUGUGGUGACAAAGAAUCAGAAAUUGAGGGGAUGCCCACUAAUUGGAAAGUGAUGAAAAAAAUUGGUGAUAAUUGUGGUGGACUACUAUUUUGUUAUAAGAAAUUAUACUAGCUAGAUGGCUCAGGAGCUUGAGCACCAGGCCUGGAGUCUGGAAGAUGUAAAUUCAAAUCUGGCCUCAUAUACUUAUGUUGUGUGAUUCUGAGCAAGUCACUUAACUUCAUUUGUUCUAAUGUACUGGAGAAGGUAAUGGCAAAAUCAUUCCUGUGUCUUUGCCAGAAAACCUCAUAACGGAGUCACAGAGUUAAAAAUUACUGGAUGACUAAACAACAACAGAAUAAAUUGUAAGAGGGUUGGUUUCAAAAAAACCUGGAAGGGCCGAUAUGAAUUGAUUCUCAGUGAAGAUGAGCAGAACACAGUAACAGCAUUAUCAUAAUGUGGAACAACUGUGAAAAAUUUGGCUAUGAGAUGAUUAUCUAAGAGAAUUAUAAAGGACUUGUAAUGAAAAGUACUAUCCACCUCUAGAGAGAGGAUUGAUGAAUUCAGUAUAAAUUGAAAUAUAGGGUUUUUUAAAUUUUUCUUUACUUUUCUUACUUUUUAGGGGACAUGGCUAUUCUAGAAACUUGUUUUACAUGAUUUCACAUGUUUAAUUUCUUCCAUCAAUGAGAACUUAUUGACUGUCUGACAUGCAUUAGACAUUUUGCUUGAUGUUAAGGAUGCAAUAACAAAAAUGGAAUUGUCUCUUCUCCCAAAAGAGGUAGGGAAUGAACAUUUAUAUAAUACCUAUUAUCUGCCAAGCUCACAUAUAAUUAAUAUAUUGCUUGCUUUCAUAAUGGGUGUGGAAGGCAAUGGAAGGAGAGGGAAUUUGGACCUCAAAGUUAAAAAAAGAAUGUUAAAAAAAUAAAAUUGUUCCUAAAAAAUUCGGAAUCAUCUAUAACAUAGACCAGAUUAUUGAACUCUGAGUCUUAGGUCUUUCUGCAGCAGGGAGGAAAAAUCUAAGGUUUUUGCUCCAUUCCCUAAACUCCAAUAAUCUGCCCAUCGGUUCUAGCCAGAGGAGUGCAAAGUCCAAUGGGGUUCAAUUUACAGUGGUCCCAAGUUUGGGCUCUAAGUUAAAGGAAGCUUUGGUAAGUUAAUGCAUACAACAUUCAGAAAUUGGCUCUGCAAUGUCUCAACCAGUUCUAGAAGGGAUUCAUUUUAUUUCAAUUGCCAUGAAAGUAGCUGUGAAACAGCUGUCAGACAUCAGAUACACCAAAGCCAUCCACUACAUCCUGGGCCAUCAUCAGUUAUCCUGUUAUUUGCCUUGCCACUGGACUUCAAUGACUCUGACUUUGGAAGACAGAGUGAGGCUGUUGACUUUGUGCUACCCUGCCUCACUUAUCCAAUUAUUGCAGAAGUCAAGACAUCACUUCCUGAGGUCAAUGCUCUUAAAAAAGUUAGGAAACUGAUAACCCUGCACUUGGUUGGGCUGGGAUAUUCUGGGAACAAGUAUUGCAGCAAAUGGAACAAGAGCUUCCAUUGUCCUUGUUGGAAAGUUCUUCCCCAAAGGGAUGCAUUUACUGGAACACCUGGACAAGUCAUUUAACUCCAAUUACCUAUCUCUUGCCCUUCUGUCUUAGAGUUAAUAUAUGAAGAAAGUAAGAGUUUAAAACAAAACAAAACACUUCAGUAGUACUUAAAUAUGGAAGUGUGUUUUGCAUGAUAAUAAGAAUAAAAUUUUUUAAAAGCA
This is a messenger RNA of Monodelphis domestica (gray short-tailed opossum), 4539 nucleotides long. RefSeq lists its product as uncharacterized. Gene Ontology annotation, cellular component: nucleoplasm. The record is from RefSeq and is a predicted model, not a curated record. Lineage: Eukaryota; Metazoa; Chordata; Mammalia; Didelphimorphia; Didelphidae. Gene Ontology annotation, molecular function: DNA-binding transcription repressor activity, RNA polymerase II-specific; RNA polymerase II cis-regulatory region sequence-specific DNA binding. Gene Ontology annotation, biological process: regulation of immune system process; negative regulation of transcription by RNA polymerase II; regulation of cytokine production.